CUUCAAAACACUCUGCCUACUUCCUUUCUCUCUCCCACGCAAACAUUCAUUUCUCUCUCUCUUUCUGAUUCCAAUCCUCUCUCUGGUUUCAGUCUUCAACAACACACUGAAAAACACACUCCUCAUUCUCUCACUCACGCGCAAAAACACACAUAUAUUCACUCCCAACCAACACACUCUCCUCACUAUCACUCCCUCCCUCAAACCAUCAACAACACACAAUGCUUCUCCUCUUCCUUUCCCUUCUCUCCCUCCUUUCACCCCUCACCCUCUCUCUGAACCAAGAGGGUCUCUACCUCCAAAGCAUAAAACACUCCUUCUCCGACCCAGACUCCUCCCUUUCCUCCUGGAACGACCGCGACCCCACUCCAUGCAACAACUGGCGCGGCGUCAAAUGCGACGGUGCUUCCCUCUCCGUCGUCUCCCUCGACCUCUCCAACACCAACAUCGCCGGCCCUUUCCCUUCCCUCCUCUGCCACCUCCCCAACCUCAAUUUCAUUUCCCUCUUCAACAACUCCAUCAACUCCACCCUCCCCCUCGAUAUCUCCACGUGUCAAAGCCUCCAGCACCUCGACCUCUCUCAGAACCUCCUCACCGGUGCGCUCCCCCACACCUUACCGAGCCUCCCUAACCUCAAGUACCUCGACUUAACUGGCAACAAUUUCUCGGGAGAAAUUCCCGAUACUUUCGGACGCUUUCAAAAUCUCGAGGUUCUUUCUCUGGUCUACAAUCUGCUAGAUGGGACUGUCCCUUCGUUUUUGGGGAACCUCACCACGCUCAAAAUGCUGAACCUCUCUUACAACCCGUUUUUUCCGGGUCGGAUCCCGCCGGAGCUCGGUAACUUGACGAAUCUCCAGAUUUUGUGGCUUUCGGAUUGUAACUUGGUGGGCGAGAUUCCUGACUCGCUGGGUCGGCUCAAGAAGCUCACUGAUUUGGACCUGGCUCUCAACGACUUGCACGGGCCGAUUCCGAGCUCGCUCACUGGGUUAACCAGCGUGUUCCAGAUUGAGCUCUAUAACAACUCGUUGUCCGGCGAGUUGCCCGCCGGAAUGUCUAACUUGACGGCAUUGCGGCUGCUCGACGCGUCGAUGAACCAGCUGACUGGGACGAUUCCGGACGAGUUGUGUGGGUUACCACUCCAAAGUCUCAACCUUUACGAGAACCGAUUCGAGGGGAGCUUACCUGAGAGCAUUGCCAACUCGCCAAAUCUGUACGAGCUCAGAAUUUUCAGAAACGAGCUUACCGGCGAGCUGCCACGAAAUCUCGGCGCGAAAUCGCCGUUAAAAUGGAUCGACAUCUCGAACAACAAAUUCUCCGGCGAAAUUCCGGCGAGUUUGUGUGCAAUGGGAAAGCUGGAAGAGCUCUUAAUGAUAAACAACGAGUUCUCGGGUCAAAUUCCGCCGGGUUUGGGCGAGUGCCAGAGUUUGAACCGGAUCCGAAUGGGUCACAACCGGUUAUCCGGUGAAGUACCCGCUGGUUUCUGGGGGCUCCCAAAUGUUAACUUGCUCGAACUAGUUGGGAACUCGUUUUCGGGUCAAAUCGCGAAAACCAUCGCCGGUGCGGCCAAUCUUUCGGUCUUGAUCGUGUCGAAUAACGAGUUUUCGGGUCCGAUACCCGAAGAAAUUGGGUGGUUAGAGAACCUGUUUAAGUUUUGGGGUCAUGAUAACAAGUUUAGUGGGUCAUUGCCUGAAAGUAUGUUCAAGCUUGAUCAGCUUGGGAGUCUCGAUCUUCAUAAUAAUGAGCUCACUGGUGAGCUUCCAAAUGAGAUUAAGUUUUUGAAGAAGCUCAACGAGCUUAAUUUAGCCCAAAACGGGUUUUCGGGUCAGAUACCGGAUGAGAUUUCGAGUAUGUCAGUGCUUAAUUACCUUGAUCUUUCCAGGAAUCAAUUUUCUGGGAAAAUCCCAUCUGGGUUACAGAAUUUGAAGCUCAAUCAGCUCAAUUUGUCAUAUAAUCGAUUGUCGGGUGAGCUUCCACCCUUGUUUGCUAAGGAGUUGUAUAAGAAUAGCUUUGUGGGAAAUCCUGGUUUGUGUGGGGAAUUGGAGGGUUUGUGUGAUGAGAAAGAUGAAGCUAGGAAUAAGGGUUAUGUUUGGUUGCUUAGGACUAUUUUCGUGCUUGCUGGGUUAGUGUUUAUUGUGGGUGUGGUUUGGUUCUAUAUGAAGUACAGGUAUAUCAAGAUGGCCAAGAGAGCAAUCGACAAGUCGAAAUGGACUCUGAUGUCGUUUCAUAAACUGGGUUUCAGUGAGUAUGAGAUCUUGGAUUGUCUUGACGAAGAUAAUGUGAUUGGUAGUGGUGGUUCUGGGAAGGUUUACAAGGUUGUGUUGAGCGGUGGUGAGGUUGUUGCAGUGAAGAAGCUUUGGGGAGGAGCCACAAAAGAUGUUGAUAGUGGUGAUGUGGAGAAAGGAGGUCGUGUUCAAGACAAUGCUUUUGAUGCAGAGGUUGAUACUUUGGGAAAGAUUAGGCACAAGAACAUUGUUAAGCUAUGGUGUUGUUGUACCACUAGAGAUUGCAAGCUUUUGGUCUAUGAGUACAUGCCUAAUGGUAGUCUGGGUGAUUUGCUGCAUAGUAGUAAGGCAGGGUUGUUGGAUUGGCCAACAAGGUAUAGAAUUGCUUUGGAUGCUGCUGAGGGACUUUCUUAUUUGCAUCACGAUUGUGUUCCUGCAAUUGUUCAUAGAGAUGUGAAAUCCAACAAUAUUUUGUUGGAUGGGGAUUUUGGUGCACGAGUGGCAGAUUUUGGAGUGGCUAAGGUGGUCGAUUUAACUGGAAAGGGUCCUAAAUCCAUGUCUGUUAUAGCCGGGUCUUGUGGCUACAUUGCACCAGAGUAUGCAUACACUCUUAGGGUGAACGAGAAGAGUGACAUAUACAGUUUUGGAGUGGUUAUUCUCGAGUUGGUCACUGGGAGGCUCCCGGUUGACCCCGAGUUCGGAGAAAAGGAUUUGGUGAAGUGGGUAUGUACCACUUUGGAUCAAAAAGGCGUGGACCAUGUGCUUGAUCAAAAACUUGAUUCUUGUUACAAGGAAGACAUAUGCAAGGUCCUAAAUAUUGGCCUUCUCUGCACUAGCCCUCUUCCAAUUAAUCGCCCAUCCAUGAGACGGGUGGUUAAAUUGUUGCAAGAAGUGGGCACAGUGAACCCAUCCAAGACUGCUAAAAAAGAUGGAAAAUUGACACCUUAUUACUAUGAAGAUGCCUCGGAUCAAGGAAGUGUAGCUUAAGAAUUUUAUGUUCAAGUUUUAUUACAAUGCAAAAUAUUUCCAAGAAGGGGGGGGAGUGCUGGUUUUUCUUUUGCUUGUUCUUAAGGUAACUUCCCAUUAUUACUAGGUUUUGCUUAAAAGAGUAGAGAAAAGAAAGAGUUGGAGUGAAUUUCUUGAGGAGUAAAAGAGAGAUGGGAAUGGAAAAUAAAAAAAAGGAGGAUUUUAUUAUGGGAAGAGAGAGUGGAUGUUUUACAGUGUAAAGUAAUUUUGACCAUAGAGGUUUUUCUCCAACCAAGUUUAGUAGCUGCCUGCAUUAACCCAUCUUAUUGAAGAAGAGAGUGACGUUUCACUGUUAUUGAUUGUGAUCCAUCCAUGGUAUCACUCAGGUGAUUUUUCAAAAUGUAAACCCGUGGCUUUUUUAUUGUAUCUACUAUAGCAAGUUAUUCAAGGAAAAAAAAACACUCUUUAUCUUA
Quercus robur (English oak) is the source of this 3661-nucleotide messenger RNA. Its product is annotated as receptor-like protein kinase HSL1. Gene Ontology annotation, molecular function: ATP binding; protein binding; protein kinase activity. Gene Ontology annotation, cellular component: plasma membrane. Gene Ontology annotation, biological process: protein phosphorylation; hormone-mediated signaling pathway. The transcript is spliced from 2 exons. The coding region runs from base 222 to 3209 and encodes 995 amino acids. The record is from RefSeq and is a predicted model, not a curated record. NCBI's taxonomy places the organism in Eukaryota, Viridiplantae, Streptophyta, Magnoliopsida, Fagales, Fagaceae.